CACGCCCCUACAGCAAAGGUUGUCCCCAGGACCCUCUCAGACCAUCUACAAGCGUGUGGAGGGCACCCAGCAGGGGCCCCUGGAGGAGGAAGAGGAAGACAGGGAGGAGGGGACCGAGCCACCGGCCCACUUCUUCCCCAUGGAGCUGAGGGGCCCCGAGCCCCUGGGCUCUCGACCAGCUCGGCAAAACCCCAGACUCUGGGCAGCAGCUGGACGAAGAGCCACCCCCUACCUGGUCCUGACAGCCCUACUGAUCUUCACUGGGGCCUUCCUCCUGGGCUACGUGGUCUUCCGGGGGUCCUGCCAGGCAUGUGGGGAUGACGUGAUGGUGGUCAGCGAGGACAUGAACCAUGAGCUGAGCCCGGACUCCCACCAGGGCACAUUGUACUGGAGCGACCUCCAGGCCAUGUUUCUGCGGCACCUGGGGGAGGGGCGUCUGGAAGAUACCAUCAGGCAAACCAGCCUUCGGGAAAGGGUAGCCGGCUCGGCCGGGAUGGCAGCCCUGGUUCAGGACCUCCGCGCGGUGCUCUUGAGCCAGAAGCUGGACCACGUGUGGAUGGACACGCACUACGUGGGGCUGCAGUUCCCGGACCCGGCUCACCCCAACGCCCUGCACUGGGUGGAUGCCGCCGGGAAGCAUGGGGAGCAGCUGCCACUGGAGGACCCGGACGUUUACUGCCCGUACAGCGCCACGGGCAACGCCACGGGAGAGCUGGUGUACGCCCACUACGGGCGGCCGGAGGACCUGCAGGACCUGCGGGCCCGGGGCGUGGAGCCGAAGGGGCGGCUCCUGCUGGUGCGCUUGGGGGUGAUCAACUUCGCCCAGAAGGUGGCCAGUGCCCAGGACUUUGGGGCCCAAGGAGUGCUCAUAUACCCGGACCCGGCAGACUUCUCCCAGGGCCCACACAAGCUUAGCCUGUCCAGCCACCGGGCUGUGUAUGGACAUGUGCACCUGGGAACAGGAGAUCCCUACACACCUGGCUUCCCUUCCUUCAAUCAAACCCAGUUCCCUCCGGUCCAGUCCUCGGGCCUCCCCAGCAUCCCAGCCCAGCCCAUCAGCGCGGACACUGCCUCCCUCCUACUGAGGAAGCUUGAAGGCCCUGUGGCCCCCCAGGAAUGGCAGGGGCACCUCCCAGUCUCCCCUUAUCGCCUGGGCCCUGGGCCAGGCCUGCACCUAGGGGUCAACAACCACAGGGCCUCCACCCCCAUCAGCAACAUCUUUGGCUGCAUCGAGGGCCGCUCAGAGCCAGAUCACUAUGUUGUCAUUGGGGCCCAGAGGGAUGCAUGGGGCCCAGGAGCAGCCAGGUCCGCCGUGGGGACCGCCAUACUGCUGGAGCUGGUGCGGACCUUUUCCUCCAUGGUGAGCAAUGGCUUCCGGCCCCGCAGAAGUCUUCUCUUCAUCAGCUGGGAUGGUGGUGACUUUGGGAGUGUGGGCUCCAUGGAGUGGCUGGAGGGCUACCUCAGCGUGCUGCACCUCAAAGCCGUAGUCUAUGUGAGCCUGGACAACGCAGUGCUGGGGGAUGACAAGUUCCACGCCAAGACCAGCCCCCUUCUGAUCAGCCUCAUCGAGAACAUCCUAAAGCAGGUGGACUCUCCUAACCGCAGUGGGCAGACCCUCUUCGAGCAGGUGGUGUUCAACAAUCACAGCUGGGAAGCUGAGGUGAUCCGGCCGCUGCCCAUGGACAGCAGUGCCUAUUCCUUCACGGCCUUUGCGGGGGUCCCUGCCGUUGAGUUCUCCUUCAUGGAGGAUGGCCCGAUGUACCCGUUCCUGCACACGAAGGACGACACCUAUGAGAACCUGCACAGGGUACUGCGGGGCCGCCUGCCUGCCGUGGCCCAGGCUGUGGCCCAGCUCGCCGGGCAGCUCCUCAUCCGGCUCAGCCACGAUCACCUCCUGCCCCUCGACUUCGGCCGCUAUGGGGAUGUGGUCCUCAGGCACAUCGGCAGCCUCAAUGAGUUCUCUGGGGACCUCAAGGCCCGCGGGCUGACCCUCCAGUGGGUGUACUCGGCGCGGGGGGACUACAUCCGGGCGGCCGAGAAGCUGCGGAAGGAGAUCUACAGCUCGGAGGAGAGCGACGAGAGACUGACGCGCAUGUACAACGUGCGCAUUAUGCGGGUGGAGUUCUACUUCCUGUCCCAGUACGUGUCGGCGGCCGACUCACCGUUCCGCCACAUCUUCCUGGGUCGCGGAGACCACACACUGGGUGCCCUGGUGGACCACGUGCGGCUGCUGCGCUCGAGUGGCCCUGGGGCCCUUGGGGAGGAGGCCCAGGUGGCGCGGGGCCUGGGCUUCCAGGAGAGCCGCUUCCGGCGCCAGCUGGCCCUGCUCACCUGGACGCUGCAGGGGGCAGCCAACGCGCUGAGCGGGGACGUCUGGAACAUCGAUAACAACUUCUGAGGCCCGUGGUAUGGUGGGGUCACGGCACAUGCCCCUGACCCCUGCCGAGAGCGCCUGCUCUCCCUUCGAGUGAUUUCUGGGUGACCGAGAUGCCUGUGCACCACCUCCCAUUGCUGACUCAUUUUUAGCCCUUACCGUACCUCCAAGGGCCCCAGCAAUGACGCCAGCGCAGACCCCCACACACCCCAGGCCCUGCAACGUAGGAGUAGGUGAGCAGUGCCUUCCAUAAUGGGAUGGUCAUACUGUCAGCUAAUCAGGGAGCAGCAUCUGCUCUCUCAGUCACAGCCCCUUCCUCUUCAGGAGCAGGGUCCCCCCUCUACAGCUAGAGACCACUCUGGAAGGUUUCCGGGGACCUGGCCAGCCUUCUUGGUGGGAAAGAUCUGCUGCGACCAUAACUUUAUGGCCAACCCAUGUCGUGCAGUGG
Globicephala melas (long-finned pilot whale) is the source of this 2822-nucleotide messenger RNA. RefSeq names its product transferrin receptor 2 (gene TFR2). The record is from RefSeq and is a predicted model, not a curated record. Gene Ontology annotation, molecular function: transferrin receptor activity. NCBI's taxonomy places the organism in Eukaryota, Metazoa, Chordata, Mammalia, Artiodactyla, Delphinidae. Gene Ontology annotation, cellular component: external side of plasma membrane. Gene Ontology annotation, biological process: transferrin transport; endocytic iron import into cell.